Molecule: messenger RNA, 4572 nt
Organism: Acanthisitta chloris (rifleman)
Lineage: Eukaryota; Metazoa; Chordata; Aves; Passeriformes; Acanthisittidae
Gene: RPAP1
Product: RNA polymerase II associated protein 1
Exons: 24
Coding region: 1-4311 (1436 amino acids)
Biological process (GO): transcription by RNA polymerase II
Cellular component (GO): nucleus
Source: RefSeq, a predicted model, not a curated record
AUGCUGUCAAGACCAAAGCCUGGGGAAUCCGAGGCAGACCUGCUGCACUUUCAAAACGAGUUCCUGGCAGCCAGAGCUUCACCUGCAGUGAAGAUUGUGAAGAAAGCAGACAAGAGGAAGGGGGAGAAAGGGAGCACAGAUGCUGAGAGACCUCCACUGCGGGACAGCAAGGAUGUAGUCAUGAUGGAUGAUUUUCCUGAUGUUCUCCCAGUUUUAACUCCAGCUCCUCCAAAAAAGUCCAAGAUCAAAAGUGCUCAUGUCCACUUUGAGGAUGAGGAUCCAGAGGAAAGAUUGGAGAGUCACGAUCAACACAUUACAGCAGUCUUGAGCAAAAUUAUUGAACGAGACACAAGUGCAGUAGCAGUGACCAUGCCAGUGCCUACAGGAGACCCAUUUCCAAGGUCAUUUCACCGCUCUGAGAUAAGAAGUGAGGUGAAGGUGGGAUCUGGCAGGAAAAGCAUUUUCGCACAGAAGAUGGCAGCGAAAAGAACUGUUGAAAAGGUGACAUCAGCUCCCUCUGCUGCCGAGUGCGUGCAAGUAACCGCUGCUCCAGAUGCCUUGCAGCCUGAGGGGUCCGCGGGAGAGGCACCUUUCCUCAGCGUCAGGAGUGAUAAGGCUGGUGACUCUUUGACCUCUCAGCAUCCUCGUCUCAUAACGGGAGAGGGUCUUGGAAGCCAGAAGAGUGAGCAGGAAGCUCAAGCUAUUCACCAAGAGAACCUGGAGAAGCUGCGAUCCAUGUCUGAGGAAGAGAUCCUGCAGGAGCAGGCAAGGCUUCUGUCUCAGUUGGAUUCCAGUUUAGUUGCUUUCUUAAGAUCACAAUGUGGUAACAAUGAAGGCCAGAAAAAGGAAUUAAAAAUGGAACAGAACAGAUCGGAGGAGUUUGUGGAAUCUCUGCCUGUGGCUCAGCGUGGUGUAAGAUCAUCUCUUUCCAUACAGGAGUCGAGCCUGGAAGAAUCUGUAAGGAAGGAAGAAAAUAGGAAGGUAGAAAUCACAGAUGAUGAUCUGCCUGUGAAGCCCAGGAAGGAAUGGAUUAAUAUGGACAAUGUGGAGUUUGAGAAGCUGGAAUGGAUGAAAGAUCUGCCCCCACCCCAGCAGAAGAAAACCAAAAAGGGAAUGCAAGCUCGAUUCAGUUUAAAAGGAGAAUUGAUUCCUGCAGAUGCUGAUUUGCCAACACAUCUAGGCUUGCAUCACCAUGGAGAAGAGGCAGAGAGGGCUGGUUAUUCUCUCCAAGAGCUCUUUCAUUUGUCUCGCAGCCAAGUUACACAACAGAGGACACUGUCUCUACAGGUCCUGGGUCAUAUUGUUCAAAAGGCCAGGGCUGGAGAGUUUGCUUCCUCCUUGAAGGGCAGUGUUCUGCGGCUGCUGCUUGAUGCCGGGUUUCUCUUCUUGCUGCGCUUCUCGCUGGAUGAUGCAGUGGAUAAUGUCAUGGCAGCAUCUGUUGGUGCUCUCCGGGCUCUGCUGGUGUCACUGGAUGAUGAGAAAUAUCUUGAUUGGACUUUCUCAUGGUACCAAGGGAUGGCUGCAUUCCCCUUUGUCCCCAGCAAUGAGGAGGAAGAGGAGGAAGAAGAGGAAGAAGUAAAUGGAGCAGAGAAAUCACAGGAUAAAACAUUAAAGGAUGAAAAUAAGUCAGAUGCAGAUGUGGCCCGAUACGAUGUUGUAAAGGGUCUUUUGAAGACACGGAUCCAGCACCGGCUGAGGUACAUCCUAGAGGUGGUACGACCUGUUCCAACAGUAGUCCUGGAUAUACUGCACAUCCUCACCCACAUAGCAAGGCACUCCUCUGAAGCAUGCAGCCAGCUGCUAGACUGUCCUCGGUUGAUUGAGACCAUCGUCAGGGAAUUUCUCCCUACUCAGUGGAAUCCCCAAGUGGCUGAACCAGGGUUUUUACUUACCAGUCUCCAUGGAGUUGCUUGUGCCACUGCUAUGAAGUUCAUCCGAGUGUUGGCAUCUGGUGGACGAAAUGCAACAGCCAGGCUGCUUAACAGAUUUGAAAUGAAAAGUCGAUUAAGUCGAUUUAUAGCUGAAGACCCACUGGAUCUGCUUCUGCCAAGGGAAGAAGCCAUCAAGCUAAGCACCGAAGCCUUCCGGCUGUGGGCUGUGGCUGCAGGCUACGGCCAGGCCUGUGAUCUCUACAGUGAUCUCUACCCUGUGCUGGUGAGGAUACUGCAGUCCCUGCCCAAGUUACUCAGCACUUGCCGUGGGAAGAGCCCUACGAUGGAGUUGUCUGUCCAGCGAGCUGCAGCAGUAGUUACUCUGCUGACACAUGUGACACAAACAGCAGGCUGCACGGCAGAGCUGCAGGCCAAGCUGAGCAGUAAUAGCUCAGAAGAUAGUGAACAGAUUCCACCUCCUCCAGUAGCAUGGAAUCAAGUGUCAGGCUUACAGCCCUUCCUUGAGACGAGUCUGAAAAAAAUCCUCCAGGAGAUAUCCCAAACAGAGACUUGGCAAACUCUCCAGCCUCUGACCACAACUUGUGUGCUUUACUUGGGAGUUUAUUACAGUGCUUACAGCCAACAGCCAACAGUCAACCCAAUUGACUGCUUAGAGGAACUGGAACAUUUAACAUCUGAGGUGCUGCAGCCCCUGCUCAGCCAGCCAGCCAUACACAGCAUGUGGGAUUUGCUCAGGCCAUGUUCUGCUUUGUGCAACCCUCUGUCAUGUUCCCCAGCACCAGAAUCUGUCUUCAGCAUCGCAUCUCUGAGUUGCACUGGAGGCAAACCUCCUUUGAGCCUGGUUGGCUCUAAGUCACCUUUCCCCUUCCUGACUGCCCUCCUGUUUCUCAUCAAUAGCAUCACUCACAUUCACAAGGGUCUGACCAGCAAGUACAGUUCUGUGCUGGUCUUCAGAGGCUUGAAGGAUUAUCUGCAUCAAAGCUGGCAGACUGGACCUCCUUCUGUAACUCCCUCAUCUGCAUGGAUCCUGCGCCAUGAGUAUCAUCUGCAGUACUUCGUGUUAGCAUUGGCUCGGAAAAUGGCAGGCACUUGUCCGGAUUACAUGCAGCAUGCCUCACUCCAUCACUGUGUUGCCAUGGCAUUGCUAAGCCGUCUGUUGCCAGGGAGUGAGCAUCUGGCUCAUGAGCUCCUACUGGAUCUUGCCUUUAAUCCAGAGUUUCUUCCUGAAGGGAAAGCUGGAGGGCCAGAAGCAGCUGACUUCUCUGAUAUCCUACAUCUGGGUACCAGUGCCAAACUGGCACAGCCUGGCACUGCGGCAGCAGUUUUUUCAAAGGUUUCUCGUGGUGCCCUGCUGAGAGAGUCAUACCAGAAUCUGCCUGUCAUUCGUUCCUGCUACCUUUCUCAUUUUGUCCACUUGCAGCCUACCCUUACACGUUCCCAAGCAUCCUACCAAGGGCGGAAUUACCUCAUCCAGUCCAUGCUGCUUCCUGAGGUCAAAGGACCCAUCCUGCCUUCAGACUGGCCAUUCUUUCCGCUCAUCCGCCUCUACAACAAAGUGACUAAUGCAGAGACCUGUGGGGCUAUACUGAACUCUCUCCCACUUGAUCUUGUCAACACUGUGACCUGGAACCUGCAGUGGGUCUUGUUGCUAGAAACUUGGCGUGCUAAAACCCUUCAGAGCACCCCUACUGCUGCCAAGCUUGCACGGCUUAUGUGUGUCUUCCUCACAGGCAGUGACCUCUUUCUAGAAGCACCAAUUCACCACUACACAGCUGCCCUUCUCUCUGUGUAUUGCCAGCCCAAGGCCCUGGACUCGCUGAAUUUGGAUGCUCCUCUCCCUGGUUUGGCAUCCUUUCAUGAUCUCUAUAUAAGUCUCCUGGAGCAGUUUGAAGGUGUCUCCUUUGGAGAUCCCCUCUUUGGAGUCUUUGUUCUUCUACCUCUACAGAAGCGUUUCAGUGUUCAUCUGCGUCUCUCUGUUUUUGGGGAGCACACAAAUAUCCUGCGGGCGCUGGGAGUGCCGUUACAGCAUUUUCCUGUGCCUCUUGAGCGAUACACUUCCCCUCCUGAGGAUAACCUGAACCUCCUGCGACUCUACUUCCGAACACUGGUCACUGGUGCACUGCGCCACACCUGGUGCCCUGUUCUUUAUGUGGUGGCUGUGGCUCAUGUGAACAGCUUUAUUUUCUCCCAAGAAAGCACAACACAGGAGACUGAUGCUGCUCGGAAAAGCAUGCUGCGGAAGACGUGGCUGUUGGUGGAUGAGAAUUUGAAAAAGCACCUGCUGUACUACAGACUGCUGAAUGCAGAGAGCCCUUUGGGAUUUGACCUUUAUGAGGAGCUCCCUCCCAUGCGACUGAAAUACCUGCAGAUUGUGACACAGAAAGAAAAUAAGGAGGACAUACCAGUGCUAGACUCAUAGCAAAACACUUGUGCAAGAAAGGGCCAUGGUGAAGAAUGGAAGACCUCAGUUUAUACUUCACUGAUGAAACUACUUGCAGUUCAGAUGUUUUUAGUGUCUUACCUGGACACUCUUGGCAUCUCUGCCAAGUGAAGCACCAGUAGAAUGCUCCCAGCCCUGUGGAACCAUACACAUCUUGUCGAGAUAUGACAGUAUGUGUGUGGUCUCUUUGUGAUGAAUGUUGGAGCAUUUUCCUCUAUUCUCUUUCAAGUUGUUCUGCUU